Zymoseptoria tritici IPO323 is the source of this 552-nucleotide messenger RNA. RefSeq lists its product as uncharacterized. The record is from RefSeq and is a predicted model, not a curated record. Lineage: Eukaryota; Fungi; Ascomycota; Dothideomycetes; Mycosphaerellales; Mycosphaerellaceae. Bases 1 to 552 code for a protein of 183 amino acids. The transcript has 2 exons.
AUGGCCGCCCUUCGCAAAACUUUCAAAUACCCCACCGAAUCGCCCACCUCCUCCGACUCUGAACUCGACGAAGAACACCAAGAACGCCUAAUCACGACCCUCCGCACCGAAGACGCCGCCAGAAACACCCUCUACCGCCGCCUCUUCCUCGCGCUCCCUCUUCUGUCCGCCUUAUUCUACCUCUACGCCUUCAUCGCCGCUUCGCUCGCUCGCCAGCGACUCAUCGCGCUGCUCAGCCUGUCGAGUCUAGCAUGCACGGCGUAUAUCCUUGAGUUCAUGCCGUUGGAGACGCCGGACAAGAAGGGCAAGAGAGCAGUAUGGAGAGUGGAAGCGGCGAAGGGGCCCUUGGAGAGGUAUCUGGUCUGGUUGAACGCGGGACUGGUGGGGUUGUUGGAGGUGGCGGCGAUGUUAAGUUGGAGACGCGGUGGCAUGGAGGAUGCGUGGAGAGAGUCGCUCGCAGGGAUCGUGUUUGCGCUAGCGAUCAGACCAUCCGCACCUUUGGGAAGACCAAGCACACUAGCGGGCCGAGUACGUACGAAAUCGUGGCUGUAA